Molecule: messenger RNA, 858 nt
Organism: Schizophyllum commune H4-8
Lineage: Eukaryota; Fungi; Basidiomycota; Agaricomycetes; Agaricales; Schizophyllaceae
Exons: 1
Coding region: 1-858 (285 amino acids)
Source: RefSeq, a predicted model, not a curated record
AUGCCCUCUCGUGGGCGUGCGAGGGCGGCGAGCUACGAGGCGGGAGAGACGGCGGCGCCGACACGCUCACGACCUAACCCCUCGCUUGCUUUCUGUCUCCCCGGCGUGCUCGCUCAUUGCCGCCCCGCCAUCCCCUUCCUCGCAUUCACGCCCCUUCACGAGCCCGACCACUUCACCGGCACAACCACGUCUCGAUCAUCAACGCAGUCUGCAGUAUCAGUAAGCAUGUCCUCAGUAACGCAAAGCAUCUCUCCACUAGCGCAACGCGUGUCUCCAGUAACGCGACGCAGGUAUGCGUACAAUCUGCUAUACGAACCCCCCUCGUACUCGUCGAUCGCAUAUAUUCCUUUCCUGCCCUUCCUCCCUCUCUCCUCCCCCCCAUCCUUCCUCCAUCUCCUGCCCUCCUCUUCCUUCCUCCCUUCCUCCACUUCCCCCUCCCUCCGCUCAGCUUCGCCUCCUCCACUCCUUCUCUUCCUUCACUCCUUCUUUCCCUCCCUCCUUCUUUCCCUCCCCCCCUUCCCUGCCCUCUCCCUCCCUCUUCCUCUUCCCACCCCGCCCCGCCUCGCGUCAGGGAGGAGGUCGGGGGUCCCGCCACGCUCCGCGUCCAGCGCUGGAUCUCCACCUCGCCUCGCCCCGCGUCGAGGAAGCGUGUUCUCGCCCCGCUCCGCGUCGAGGAGGAGGGCGCGUUCCCGCGUUGGUGAGGGCGUUCCCGCCCCGCAUCCAGCUCUGAGUUCACACCCUGCCCCGCCCCGCGUCGAGGAGGAGGGCUCCUACCGGCCCCAGUGUGUCGAGCUCUGGGUUCUCGCCCCGCCCUGCGUCGAGGGCGGGGAGGAGGAUUUUUGCCCCGCCACGCGUUGA